AGUCAUGCAUGAUUGGUUUAUACUAGCUAUGUUGUCAUUGAAGCCCAACUAAAAGGAUUUCAGGUUUGUCAUUGAUGGUAUAGUUUUGGUUAGCGCAAAUCUUGACAUCUUCGCGUGUAUAAAACAUGGCGGUGAUCCACAUGACGUGUAUAAAGGAGGUGAAUAGAUCGGCGUCGUUGGCGUUUGCGACAGACACGCCCUUCCUCGCUACAGGGACAAUGGCGGGGGUGGUGGACGCGCACUUCAGUUCGUCGGCAAAUCUUGACAUCUUCAAGCUUGAUUUCACCUCCGUCGAGCAUCAGCUGCCUUUGGUCGGUUCGGAGCUCAGCUUUGAGAGUUUCAAUCGGCUGUCUUGGGGGAAAUAUUUGACAAAUUCGAAGGAGUUCUCUUUGGGAGAACAAGUUUCCAAACAAACAAGCUACUCUAGGUACUCUGUGUCUUUGUGUGUGUGCAUGUGUCUAUUUGUGAGAGAUUUGUUUUUCAAUUUGAAGGUGUACACUCUACAGCUGAUACCGUUUUGAGUAUUGCACCUUAAAGAACAUGAAUGUCAUGGAUGGGGAAGAGAGGAACAGAGAAAUUUUUUUUUGAUUGGUUGUAGUAGCCCAUUCCUUCCAUUUGUCACCAUACAUAAGAAUAUAUGAAUCCGAAGGAA
This is a messenger RNA of Ilex paraguariensis (yerba mate), 652 nucleotides long. Lineage: Eukaryota; Viridiplantae; Streptophyta; Magnoliopsida; Aquifoliales; Aquifoliaceae. The record is from the annotation of a GenBank genome assembly.